AUGGCCAUGAGAUGCGGAGAGCAGCAUAUCGAAUUCCAGGAAGGAAGCUUACUAAAGAGCAAGGUUUGGUGGAGCUUCAACCAAGCCCAUGUCAUGAUUGGUGGCCAUGACCCCUGUCUUGUCGUUGACCCCGCGCUAACCCCAAUCCAGCUUAGAUGGGGUAGAAGUCAUAAGCGAAAACCCGUGACCUGCCGAGCCCGCCCACAAACAGGGCCACUGGAUUUACGUCGAGCUCGAAUAUUUGUCUCGACAACUCCAAUUCCGCGAUUGAGCAACCAAACACUCAAGAUGACCGAGUAAGUGCCCCAAUACACCAUGUCGCCCAAAAUUGUCCUCUGGCUAACUAAAAAUGCAGGCAACUCAUUCUCAAGGGCACCCUUGAGGGCCACAGCGGAUGGGUCACCUCGCUCGCGACCUCCCUCGAGAACCCUAACAUGCUCCUUUCAGGUUCCCGCGACAAGACCUUGAUCAUCUGGAACUUGACCCGUGACGAGAGCUCUUACGGAUACCCAAAACGCUCUCUCCACGGUCACUCCCACAUCGUUUCUGACUGUGUACGUUUUUGCGCGAACUCUGGGGGGGACUAGAACAUUGGUCCGUGAAUAGUUAUAUGGGAAUUGUGUGCUGAGACUUCCUCUAGGUCAUCUCCUCUGACGGUGCCUACGCCCUCUCCGCUUCUUGGGACAAAACCCUCCGUCUCUGGGAGCUCUCUACCGGUACCACCACCCGCCGUUUCGUCGGACACACCAAUGACGUCCUCUCCGUUUCCUUCUCCGCCGAUAACAGACAGAUUGUCUCCGGAUCGCGCGACCGAAGCAUCAAGUUGUGGAACACUCUCGGUGACUGCAAAUUCACCAUCAACGAGAAGGGACACACCGACUGGGUUUCGUGCGUUCGAUUCAGCCCUAACCCACAAAACCCAGUUAUCGUCAGUUCUGGAUGGGACAAGCUCGUCAAGGUAUGGCAUAAUCAAUUUUUAUUUUUGGCUCACGAAGCAUGCGAGUUUUACAUGAUGUUUUGCAACAAACGUAUUUGCUACUUCAGAGCCUGGGCGACCAGGCCAUGAGACUAACCUUCACCAUUUUGCCCUGAUCGAGAUUCGCAUGCUUCAGCUUCAUAUAUUCGAGGUGAAGAAUAACGAUGCUAACACUAUGUAACAGGUUUGGGAGCUUUCUUCCUGCAGACUGCAAACCGACCACAUCGGACACACUGGUUACAUAAACACCGUCACAAUCUCCCCAGAUGGAUCUCUUUGCGCAUCCGGUGGAAAGGACGGAACCACUAUGCUUUGGGACUUGAACGAGUCAAAGCACCUAUACUCCUUGAACGCUGGUGAUGAGAUCCACGCCCUUGUCUUCUCCCCCAACAGAUACUGGCUUUGCGCUGCCACCUCUAGCAGCAUCAUCAUUUUCGAUUUGGAGAAGAAGAGCAAGGUUGACGAAUUGAAGCCUGAAUUCCAACAGGUUGGCAAGAAGAGCAGAGAGCCAGAGUGUGUUAGUUUGGCAUGGAGCGCUGAUGGACAGACCUUGUUUGCUGGUUACACUGACAACAUCAUCCGAGCUUGGGGUGUUAUGUCAAGAGCAUAGGGGUUUUUAUGAUUGUACGCGUUUGGGAAAGCAUGGUCGGG
Molecule: messenger RNA, 1627 nt
Organism: Hymenoscyphus albidus
Lineage: Eukaryota; Fungi; Ascomycota; Leotiomycetes; Helotiales; Helotiaceae
Source: the annotation of a GenBank genome assembly